UGUGUAGGGCGCAAGGAUUCACGCACAUCUCAAAAAACCGGAAAAAAAACGGUUUGAGAAUCAAAUUGUGGAGAACGGUGUUUAUGGGAUUCGGGAUGUUUUUGUUCAUGACAAUUUCCAAUCCGUCAAAACUACCUCAAAUGAGAAACUUUUGGGUUUUUACGUAAAAACACAAGUCAAAACAUUGAAUGGAAGUGAUUUUCCACGUUUCAUGUUUGAUUUGAAAUCUUUUGCGACAAUUCAAAACCAACCGAUUUUGAACGAUCAAGUCUUGAUUGAUGUGAUUGGGAAAAUUGUUGGCCGGUCAAAAGUUCAAACACACAUAAGAAUGGGCGAAGAACAAAAGUUGAUGGAAAUAACACUAGAAGAUCAUGAGGGUAAUCGUUUGGGAUGUACCCUAUGGGGAGAAUAUGUGGAAAGAUUUUUGGGUUGUUUGACCCAAAAUGUGCAGGAACCCAUGAUUCUACUCUUGAGUUUUUGCAAACCAAAACGCUACAUGGGUACUGUGACGGUUUCAACUUCAUUCCACGUAACAAAUAUGAUUUUUGAUGGCAAUUCCGCUGAGGUCAAUGCAUUUAGAGCAAGGUUACCAUUGCAUGUUGAUGAUGGGGGUCCAGUGGGUGGUCUCAUGCUAGUUGGGGUAGAUGAUGAUGAUCACGGGGUUAUGUCUAUAACCACAAUUAGAAAUCUAUUGGAGACAACUAAGAGAAACAUGGAUCCGAAUUUGCUCCCAACCGAAUUGAAUCGCUUCCUUGGACAGAAGUGUUUGUUUAACGUUCUCUUGAAACCAGAUGUCGGUAGUCCACACUGGACAGGGCCAAGGGCUUUUGGUGUUAGAUCUUUGGUCACUGACACGAAGAUCUUGAAAAACUAUGAACAUGUUGCAUUUGUGGAGGACAAGGAAUCCGAGGAAGAAAGUGAAGGUUGGUGGAAUUCACUAGAAGAUUUGAGCCAAGAAGUGAAUGAAGUGAUUGGUACAAGUGAACCGAGUUCAAGCCAGAGCGUGAACACAAGGCCAAGAAAGAUUGAUGAUGUCGAUGAGAAUGACUCCGUGAGAAGAGAAUUAUUUGAUGAACUGGACGGGCAAUCAUCAAAGAAGAAAGCCAAAAUGAUUCACGAGGAUGUGUGAAUGUUUAAGGACGGCUAUGUAACCCCAUUUUGGACAACCCUUUUUGUCUUUUGCUUAAUGUUGUCUUUAUGUUUUUUGGGGUUAUGAAAGUGUUUGUUAUUUGGUGGUUGUUUUCUUAUCUUAGACAUUCUCCUUAAGUAUUUUGUAUGUUGAACUCUAAAGUUAGAAGUGUUUUUAUAACACUUUAACUAUUAACAAAGCUAUUUGAAAUGCUAUCAUUUGGGUCAUAAGAAAAUGAAAAGUUUGCAUUCCU
This is a messenger RNA of Cuscuta campestris, 1382 nucleotides long. Lineage: Eukaryota; Viridiplantae; Streptophyta; Magnoliopsida; Solanales; Convolvulaceae. The record is from the annotation of a GenBank genome assembly.